Penicillium daleae is the source of this 1650-nucleotide messenger RNA. Its product is annotated as aromatic amino acid and leucine permease. Gene Ontology annotation, molecular function: amino acid transmembrane transporter activity. Gene Ontology annotation, cellular component: membrane. The coding region runs from base 1 to 1650 and encodes 549 amino acids. The record is from RefSeq and is a predicted model, not a curated record. NCBI's taxonomy places the organism in Eukaryota, Fungi, Ascomycota, Eurotiomycetes, Eurotiales, Aspergillaceae. Gene Ontology annotation, biological process: amino acid transmembrane transport. The transcript has a single exon.
AUGUCGGAGGACCACGAUAUACGCAUUACCUCUUCCAAAGAGAAAUACCCGAAUUACAACGCCGAGAUGACCAAAGAAGGAGACGUGGAGAAUGCUGCUGGGCAACUGGAGGAAAUCCACAAUUUCCAGCAGGGACUCCACCAGCGACAUAUCCAGAUGAUUGCCCUCGCCGGCACUGUGGGAACGGGGCUGUUCCUCAGCUCAGGUCGGGCCAUUGCUCACGCGGGUCCAUUAGGUGCCUUUCUGUCAUAUUCCAUCAUCGGCCUCUGUGUUUGGAGUGUUGUCGGGGGCGUGGGUGAGAUGGGCGCACUGGCACCACUUAACGGUGGCGUGAUACGAUAUGCGGAGAUCUUUUUCGAUCCGGCCCUGGCGUUCGCCAAUGGAUGGAACCAAGUCUACUCCUAUAUUGUGUCUAUCCCGGCCGAAUUGGUCGCAUGCGCAAUCAUUGUCGAGUUCUGGAUCACUGUCAGCAGCGCUAUAUGGAUCACUGUCUUUGGCCUAAUCAUGAUAGUCACGGCGCUGCUCUUCGUGCGCAUCUACGGCGAACUUGAAUUCGGCUUCUCGAUCCUCAAAAUCAUGUUGGUCGUCGGUAUCAACAUCAUGGCUUUGGUCAUUACAUGUGGCGGAGCGCCAAACCACAAAACUACAGGCUUCGAAUAUUGGAAAGCUCCAUACGGCCCGUUUGUCCAAUAUCUCGGCAUCAAAGGCUCAUUAGGUCGAUUCCUCGGAUUUUGGACCACAUUCAGCAAUGCUCUAUAUGCUUAUUCGGGCAUUGAGAACAUCACCGUUGCCGCUGCAGAGACUAGAUGCCCUCGGCAAGCAAUUCCAAUGGCUGCACGACGUAUCUUUGUCCGUAUCCUGUUAUUCUACGUUCUGACAAUUUUCAUGGUUGGUCUUGUUGUUUCCUCGGCCGACCCUGAGCUUCUUCGAGACAGUGGUACUGCUGCACAAUCUCCUUUCGUUAUCGCCGCCAAGGAUGCCGGUAUUAAAGUAGUCCCAUCAAUCAUCAACGCCGUUGUCCUAACCUCAGCUUGGUCAUCGGGUAACUCCAACAUGCUCGGCGGCUCUCGAAUUCUAUAUGGAAUGGCAAUGCAAGGUCAUGCUCCAGCUGUUUUCAAGCGUCUCAACCGCUUCUCGAUUCCCUACGUCGCGGUCGCCCUCUACGGCAUCUUUAUGGCCUUGGGCUAUAUGAGUCUAUCCGACGGUGCUUCAUUGGCAUUUACGUGGCUCCAAGAUCUCGUUUCUAUCUCCACGAUAGUUAACUGGAUAACUAUCCUGGUUGUCUAUCUUCGAUUUUUAUACGGCUGCAAGAAGCAGGGUAUCGACCGAAAGCGAGAGCUCCCUUGGGCGGCUCCCUUCCAGCCGUAUGGGUCAUGGAUCUCAUUGGUCGUUUUCGUUCUACUCUUCCUCACUGGAGGUUACUCUACGUUUAUGAAAGGGCAUUGGUCAACAGAGACAUUCAUAUCCUCCUACUUCAAUUUGCCUUUUAUCCUGAUCGUGUAUUUUGGUUACAAGUUUUGGAUGAAGACGAAGAUUAUACCCUUGGAGGACAUUCCUAUUCGACCUUUCAUUGAGCAUUAUCAGCAGAAUCCUGAGCCAGAGCCUGCUCCCAAGCGUGGGAUUCAGCGAUUGAACAUUCUAUGGUCUUGA